Molecule: messenger RNA, 3015 nt
Organism: Kluyveromyces lactis
Lineage: Eukaryota; Fungi; Ascomycota; Saccharomycetes; Saccharomycetales; Saccharomycetaceae
Gene: STE23
Product: metalloendopeptidase
Exons: 1
Coding region: 1-3015 (1004 amino acids)
Biological process (GO): peptide catabolic process
Cellular component (GO): cytosol; mitochondrion
Molecular function (GO): metal ion binding; metalloendopeptidase activity
Source: RefSeq, a predicted model, not a curated record
AUGCUAGCAGCGGUUCAGGGAAUAUUAUCUCAACCGACGUCCCUAUUGGCUUCAAAGAUAUCUGUCAGUUGUUUGCUAACAUCGAGAUACCGUUUUUUGCAUUAUAAUACGAAAAUGUCUAAUAAAUACAGGACCUUAGGGACAGAUUCCGAGUUUUUAAAGCCAGAUUUAGACGAUCGGAAGUACAGGUACAUCCAGUUGCCUAAUAAUUUAAAAGCUUUAUUGAUUUCAGAUGCUGAAGCAGAUAAAGCUGCCGCUGCGUUGGAUGUCAAUAUCGGAUCUUUCCAGGAUCCGGAACAUUUGCCAGGGUUGGCGCAUUUUUGCGAACAUCUUUUGUUCAUGGGGAACGAAAAAUAUCCUGAUGAAAACGACUAUUCUUCGUUUUUGUCCAAGCAUGGCGGCUCCUCGAAUGCUUACACCGGAUCACAAAACACCAAUUACUAUUUUCAUUUAAAUCAUGAGAAUUUAUAUCCGGCAUUGGAUAGAUUUUCCGGGUUUUUCUCAUGUCCAUUGUUUAACAAGGCUUCAACGGAUAAAGAGAUCAACGCUGUCGACAGUGAGAACAAGAAAAAUCUACAAAAUGAUAUUUGGAGAAUGUAUCAACUGGAUAAAAGCUUAACCAACUGGGAACAUCCGUAUCAUAAAUUCUCCACUGGUAACAUCAAGACUCUCGGAGAUAUCCCAAAGCUGAAAGGGAUUGAUAUCAGAAACGAACUAUUGGACUUCCACAAGAACAAUUACAGUGCAAAUUUGAUGAAACUUUGUGUCUUAGGCAGAGAAGAUUUAGAUACCUUGGCAGAUUGGGUUUAUGAGUUAUUUAAAGAUGUUCCAAAUUUGAAUAAACAGGUCCCUUAUUACCCAGCUCGUUUGUAUACAGAGUCUCAAUUGAAGAAAAUGGUGUAUUGUAAACCAGUGAAAGACUUGAAGAAAAUUGAGUUUACUUUUCCUACCCCGGAUAUGGAUCCAUAUUGGGAAUCAAAGCCUAACCAUUAUCUAUCUCAUUUGAUCGGUCAUGAAGGCAACGGGUCUUUGUUGGCUUUUUUGAAAGAAAAGGGUUGGGCAGUAGAACUUUCUGCUGGUUCUCAUACUAUUUCGAAAGACAAUGCGGUAUUUGGUAUCGAAAUCGAUUUAACUGAUGAUGGCAUGAAUCAUGUUAAUGAAAUCAUUAUCUCAACCUUCCAAUAUCUGGAAAUGUUGAAAGUUACUUUGCCCGAAGAAUGGAUUCAUAACGAGCUAAAGAGUACCUCUGUUUCCAGUUUCAAGUUUAAGCAAAAAGAUCCUCCAUCUUCCACUGUUUCAAACAUGGCCAGAUGUUUGGAAAAAGAGUAUAUCCCAGUAGUGGAUAUUUUAAGCACCAGUUUGAUCAGAGAGUAUAAUCCAUCAAUGAUUAAGAAGUAUGUUCAAUCGUUGAACUGGGAAAAUUCAAGAAUCAUGCUUACAGGCCAAAAUUUGCCCGUCGAUUGUAAAGAACAAUGGUAUGGAACAGAAUACAAAGUUACCGAUUAUCCUGAGUCUUUACUCAAAAAAUUACCAAAUGUCGGUCUCAAUCCAAAAUUUCACCUACCAAGACCAAACGAGUUCAUCUGCACCAAGUUCGAAGUGAACAAAUUAGACAACGUGAAACCACUAGAUGAGCCAUUUUUAUUGAAAGAUGAUCACUAUAGUAAACUUUGGUAUAAGAAAGAUGACAGAUUUUGGGUUCCAAAAGGCCAUAUUUAUGUUUCCAUGAAAUUACCACAUACAUUUUCUAGUGUUGUUAACAGCAUGUUAACAUCGCUCUAUGUCGAUAUGAUCAAGGAUGCUCUGGUUGACUUACAGUAUGACGCUAGUUGUGCAGAUUUACGCAUCACGCUCGGUAAGACUAACCAAGGUAUCGACAUCCAGGCAUCAGGAUAUAAUGAGAAGUUAACGAUCCUUUUAACAAGAUUUUUAGAGGGCAUUAAAAGCUUCCAACCGAAAGAAUCUCGAUUUAACGUCAUAAAAAACAGAUUACUUCAAAAAUUAAGCAAUCAACAGUACGAUGUGCCUUAUAAUCAAAUCAGUAACGUAUUCAAUUCAUUGGUAAAUGAAAGAUCGUGGACCACAAAAGCAAAGUUAGACGUUACGAAGGACUUAACCUUUGAACACUUGAAAAGCUUUGUUCCAACAAUAUACGAACAAUUAUUCCACGAAUCCUUGGUUCUCGGUAACUUUUCUGUAGAGAUGGCAUAUGAAAUCAACCAAUUGGUUGAUAUACUGGUUGUUGAUCGUAUUCCGAACCUGGAAGUUAAGAACAAUAAGCUGAGAUCGUACAUUCUUCCAGAAGAGAGCGCUUUCAGAUAUGAAUAUAUGCUUGAAGAUAAGGCAAACGUGAACUCUUGUAUCCAAUAUCUGAUUCAGCUAGGAGCCUACUCAGAAGAACUUGCUGCCAAAGCAAGCCUAGUUUCUCAAUUGAUUCAUGAACCCUGUUUUGAUACUUUAAGGACUAAAGAACAAUUGGGAUACAUCGUAUUCAGUGCUGUUGCAAAUACUCAUGGUACUACGAACUUAAGAGUCCUGGUUCAAUCUGAACGUGAUUCGGCUUACGUAGAAUCAAGAAUUGUUAAAUUCUUGAAUUCAUUUGGUGAAGCGUUAAAGGAAAUGCCUGAGGAAGCUUUUGAAAAGCAUAAGUCAGGUCUCAUCAAAAACUUACUACAAAAACUCACAAAUUUGAGACAGGAAUACGACCGUUUCACAACGGCUAUUUAUUUGGCAGACUACAACUUUUGUUCCUACCAGAGAAGGGCCGAUAUCAUUACUAAAUUGAGCAAAGAAGACAUGGUUGAGUUUUACAAAAACUUCGUGCUUUCACCUCGUAGUUCAAGAUUAGCAAUCCACUUAAAAUCUCAAAUUGAAAAGAAAUCUACAGAGGAGGUCGUCGAAGGAUUCCCAACAGGAACCUUAAUUUCUGAUAUUGACGAGUUCAAAUCCAAUUUGUUCUUGGCACCUGUCCGCCAAGCCGUCAAACAAUACGAACCUACCAAUGCAAGGCUAUAG